GUUAUCUGCAAGCAACAACCAUCCAAAACCUACCAAGAUGUUCAAGUUUUUCGCUCUGUGCCUGUUCGCCGUUGUUGCUCUGGCUGCCGCCAAGCCUCAGUUCCUGACCACCUACAGUGCUGCCACGCCCUAUGUGGCUGCCAGCCCCUACGCAGCGGCCUACACCAGCGGCGUGUAUGCCUCACCCUAUUCGGCUGCCUACACCAGCGGCGUUUAUGCCUCGCCCUACGCCUACAGCGCCUAUCCUUAUAGCUCCGUCUACCUGAGACGUUAAGGAUGAACUUUUGUACGCGCACCCAUUCAAGAUGGAGCAACUACUGCAACCUUGCUGACGACCAACGAUGAACAAAAAUAAAACGACAAGGAAAACCAAAAAACCAAAAACA
Messenger RNA from Drosophila grimshawi, 386 nucleotides. RefSeq lists its product as uncharacterized. The record is from RefSeq and is a predicted model, not a curated record. The coding region runs from base 38 to 274 and encodes 78 amino acids. NCBI's taxonomy places the organism in Eukaryota, Metazoa, Arthropoda, Insecta, Diptera, Drosophilidae. The transcript is spliced from 2 exons.